AUGUCGUCCAACCUAGGAAAAAGAGCUAGGCCCCCUCGUACUCCUCGCGCCUCGUCACCUACACCACAAUCAAAGACCUCGGCACGGAAGCCAGAUCCAGUCAUGGCCUCUCCUGCGCACAAACGCACUCGAAUCGCCUCUAGUCCUGUUGUAGCUGGAAAAGAAAACCAACCACCAUCUACAUCUAAACUGUCCGAAUCUAGAGCUCGUGCUCGUGCUCGCGCUCGCAAGGAAGUGGAUAUUGCCGAAGAUCCCGAGGACGAUGAAGCUAGUGAUCAAGGAAGCGCUGUAACUUCACAAAAAUCUGCCAAACGCUCCGUCCGACUUCCUUCUCCUGUUAAGACACCACCUAAAGAAACCAAGACUCCCAACAAGUCACCUGUCAAACAGUUACCUGACCCUACUUCUGCUCCCAGACUCCCAUCCCUGGUUUCUCGCCUACAACUAACUCCUCCCGCUACUCCCCCCGUUACUGUUCUAAGCCUCCAUGCACGGGCCCGAGCCCUGCUUCGCCCUGGCGUUGGGGAAGUCAUCGGCCGAGACAAAGAAAGGGCUAUCCUGACGAAUUUUCUUACCCCAUUCCUUACCGGAAAGCCGCAGGAACCAACUGACAAAUUGGCGGCUUACAUUUCUGGAGCUCCUGGUACUGGUAAAACCGCACUUGUUAGUGAGGUUUUGCGCACAGUUGCAAAAGACCAAGUCAAAGGAAUAUACGUUAAUUGUACCGGACUUAAGGAGGAAAACUCGGUUUGGGCUCGAGUUCUCGAGGAGGGCGGAUUCCCGCUUCCCAAAGGAAAGGGUAGUGCUGGUUCGGAAAAGAAGAAGUUUGAAAGUGAAUUAUUGAGUCAGAGUAUUAAAUGUGUGGUUGUCCUUGACGAAUUGGAUUUUGUGCUUCGAACUCCCUCAGCUUUGUCGUCCAUAUUCGAUUUGGCUCAGAUCAUCCCUACCUGCCUGCGUAUUAUCGGAAUAUCCAAUACCUUGACCCUCGGUGCCACCGACUCUCAAACAACAACGACAGCAGCAAAUGAUUUUCUCACUCUCGAUGUUUCUCCGUACGUGGCCGAAGACAUUGUCAAGAUUGUCCAAGGGCGACUUUCGACUCUGGAGCCGGCUUCGAGUGGAGAUGCAUCGGCGACAGCUCGUGUAACUGGCGCAUCAUUGGUUAUUGCUCCCACAGCUCUCACUUUCCUCUCGAAGAAGCUUUCCACCCAAACGGGUGACCUUCGGGCCGCAUUGGAUGCAGUCAGGAGGACUAUUGAGCUAGCGGAGCGAGAGGUCAAUCCGUUUGCUCCAUCAACACCAUCCAAAGUUCCAACCACUACUGCUAUUCCGAACCCUGCUGGGAACCCAGGAGUAGCUACCAUGAAACAUGCCUUGGAUGCACUGCGUGGACGAGACGGGCUUGCCGGAGGGCAGGCCGUCGGCACAGCGCGUGGGUUAGGAAUGCAGGCCCGACUCGUGAUGAUUUCGAUUCUUGUCGCUCGGCGCCGCGCUGCCGCAGGACUUGUAAUACUUCCGGUUAAGUCAGUCAACAAUCUGACCCGCACGCCCAGUAAAGCUCCCCCUCGGACGCCAAGUCGUACUAGCCGUGGAUCGCAACAAACAUCACCAAGUAAGCGAUCUCGAGCAGGUGAAUCAGAGCUUUAUGAGGCAUCGGCUCUCCACGCCGCUUACACGGCCAUUCUUACGUCGGAUGGAUUUGCUCGGAGUGCUCGAAACUGGAGGCCUGUCAAGAUUGUAGGGAAUGUAGGCCAAGCAACGCCCAGCAGACGGAAGGCUACCGCCAUUUCCAACGAACCGCUUGUCGGCUUAGCUGAAGGGAUCAGAGAGGAAGACAUUCUUCGCGGACUUGGUAAUGCGGGAGCUGGAGGUACCGCGGGAGUUAAGGAGGAGGAAGCUAUGUCUCUCUGGGACCGUGAGCUCAAACGUUCCAUGCGAGACGUCGAGCGAGUCAAACGGGCAGCAGAGCGAGAAAAGGAGGCUGCUGCAGUCGACGGAUUCGCGGACGCAUGUGCCAAUGACUGA
Molecule: messenger RNA, 2025 nt
Organism: Rhizoctonia solani
Lineage: Eukaryota; Fungi; Basidiomycota; Agaricomycetes; Cantharellales; Ceratobasidiaceae
Product: AAA domain protein
Exons: 4
Coding region: 1-2025 (674 amino acids)
Biological process (GO): mitotic DNA replication checkpoint signaling
Cellular component (GO): nucleus
Molecular function (GO): DNA replication origin binding; ATP hydrolysis activity
Source: RefSeq, a predicted model, not a curated record